UGCCGUCGGUUCGCUGUCAAACACUAACACCAACAAAAGUUGUACGCAAGAGAAAGUGCUUGAGCCAUUUUGGAAAAUACAAUUCCGCCAUAUUUACCGGCAAAAUUCAAAAUAUUUACAUUGCUAGUAAACAUAUAUCGACAUAUACGCACCAUUGUGUAAUAAUCAGGCCGUGUGGUAUCUCAAGACGAUCAAAAAGCGACACAUUUGCCAGACAACGUCUGCUACUGCCGCUGCUGCCGUCGACGCAGCGCCCCACGCACCGAUGACAAUAUAGGAUAGAAGUAAAGAAGGCAACACACAAAACACAACGCAACAAACGAUUUGAAACGCAAUUGGGCUGCGGUGGGCCCCAUCCACAAAUUUGUUGUGGCAUAUACACACGAACGAGCGCGCGCCUACACACACACACACAGUGACGCACACAGUUACAGACAGACAGACACAAACAAACAUACAUAAAGAGCAAGAAAAGAAACACGCCAAACGACGACGACGACGUCAACGACGAUGACAAGUCAUCAUCAAGGCGGCAAAUAUCAGGCUAGAGCGCCACCAAUUGUUAAGAACUUAUCAUUGGCAGCAGCAGCAGUACCAUUGCCUCUGCCGCUGCCUCUUUCCCUGCCCAUGUCGAUGUCGAUGUCCUCCUCGGCCGUGCACAAUCACAAUACAAAUACAACAUCGCCGUUGUAUUUUACCCAUGUUCUGCCACCGACAGCGGCAAUUGUGGAGCAUCAGCAUCCCUAUAGCACGGAACUGGAUGGCACGGAACAUAUGGGAAAUGCUGGCGACAAUGGCAGCUUUCUAAUCGAGGAAAUCAUCGAUGAUUAUGAUGAUGAAGCCAAUAUAGUUGUUGACACGGGUGAGUUUUUUAUAUCUGGCGAUGUCUACGAAUACUAUCCGGUGGAUCGCAUGGAUAGACUCGGCUCCUCCGUUGGCAUGGCCACGGCAGACGCACUGCCGCCGCCGAUAAUCAUGCAACAGCAAGAGCAGGCCACCGAUGAUGAGGAGGAUGAUGAUGAGCAACAUAUGGAUGCGGAUAUGCGUCUGUCAUCCGGCGAGGAGGAGGUGGAGGAGGAGGAUGGGUCGCCUGUCAUGCAACGCGAUGCGAAUGCCUUUGAGAUUGCCUCGGAAAUGUUAACCACCAUUGAGGCGACGGCCGAAACCAUCAAAGAGGAGCAGCUAGAGAACGAUUACUAUAUGAAAUCAACGGAUGAUUCCAAUAGCUGUCACGUACAGGACUUUAAGCCCUUUGGCAGAACUCAACGUCAAGCCAACAGCAACAUCAGCAAUAGCAACAGCUGCAACAACACUAGCAACAGCAAUGGAACUGCAAAGCGUUGGAAGCAAACCAAAGUGCCCAUACGCAUCACGGAGGAUCAGUUCAAUGUGACGCUUUGGUCAUCGUUGAACUCGGAGGAUGAGGAUGAAGAGGAACUGGACCUGGAUGAUCCACAUGUGCAGCAUAAACCGAAUGUCAAGCCAAAAAUGGUCCUGGAUCAUAUGAUACAUCAUGAUGUUCUCAACGAUGGUAUUGGAAAUGAAUAUGUUAUAUUACCGGAUCCGUUUAGUGCUGCAGCUGUAACGGAUGUGGAAGAGGUGGUAAAUGCAUAUAUGCGGGAUGGUGAAGGCGAUGGCGAAGAUGUCAAGGAACAGGUCGAGGAGGAGGACAGUCAAUCGCUAAGCGAGCAAUAUCAGCUGGAUGAAGCAUACGGAAGCAUUGAGCUAAUUGAGAACAUGCCUCAUCCCGUUGAACUAAUGACUGUGCCCGCAUCCACACCUGCUAAUCCCACAAUAACAACAGCUGCAGCAACAACAGCGGCAACUAAAACUCUACCCAAGUUGGUAUUGCAAAACAGCAGCACCAAUGUGCGUCUGAAAGCAAAUAACAAUAAUGUAAACAACCAUAAGGCAAUUAAGCGUCAUUUGGCAACCCAACCUCCACCGUUGGCACCAGCCAGUGGCAGCAACAAUGCCAUGCCACAACAGCUGCAGCAUCAACAUCAACAACAGCAGCGUGGCAACCAGCAAGCUGCAACCAUGACAGCAGCAACUCCGCCAACCGAGGAUGAUGAGGAGCCCAAGUUUCGAUGCACACAUCGUGGCUGCAACAAGGAAUUCCGUAAUCACUCCGCCAUGCGGAAGCACAUGCAUACGCAUGGCCCGCGUGGUCAUGUGUGCAACGUCUGCGGCAAGAGUUUUGUGGAGAGCUCAAAGCUAAAGCGUCACCAGCUGGUCCAUACUGGUGAGAAGCCGUUCGAGUGCACGUUCGAGGGAUGUGGCAAGCGAUUCUCGUUGGAUUUCAAUUUGCGUACUCAUGUGCGCAUUCACACUGGAGAUCGGCCAUAUCAUUGCCCCAUCGAUGGCUGCUCCAAGUGCUUUGCCCAGUCCACCAAUCUCAAGUCGCAUAUGCUGACACACACAAAGCCCAAGCGAAAAUGGCCAAGGGCACCUCAAGUGAGCAACAAAACGCCGCUGGUGGCCCGCUAUGGACGCUUGGAAUUCGGAGAGGAUCCAACACUGGUCUAUGUCGAGUCUAAUGAGGAGCUGGCGUCGGUGCUGCUGGAUAGCACGUCGACACCAUCCUAACAAGCAAUGCCAAUGGCUGUUGUGAUCUGAAUGAAAAAGAUGAAAGCCUGUUUUUUAGAGAAGCUUCUGUCUGUACAGUUAGUUGUAAGAUAUUUAGUUUUAUAAACAGGCAAUGUGGCCGGAUUUCCGGGGGAUACGCACCUGGUGUUAAUCCCUCUGCUGCCGAUGCUGCUUAACGCCCCACAACAAAAUAAUUGCUAAGUUUUAUGCUAAUGAGAAUGAUAAGUUGGAUAAGUUGAAGUUGGAUUGAUUGGAAUGCCCGGCACGAUGGUCAACAAAAUUUUAGAAUUAGUUUUUUAUACUCUUAAGCAAACAAAGUAUGUAUGUACCCAUUUACCCAUUAUCAUCCCUCCCACGAAUCCUUCAGAACAGCGCUAUCCUAAUUUACUUUCACUCUGGUAAAACUACAUACUGUUUAGCGUUUUGUUUCUGAUUCUGAUCGAACUCUGAUCUUAAUCCGUGCGGCCACUCGAAUAACAAAAGGCUGCACAAUUUUUCUAUACAUCUUACAAAUACAAUUACUAUAUUUAAUACACAUAAACAUCUAAUAACAAUAGGCUAUAUUUUUGUAAUGAAAUUGUAACAUUUAGUGCAUUGAAGUGCGAAAGUAAAGAAUAUAUAUA
Molecule: messenger RNA, 3212 nt
Organism: Drosophila innubila
Lineage: Eukaryota; Metazoa; Arthropoda; Insecta; Diptera; Drosophilidae
Exons: 2
Coding region: 511-2589 (692 amino acids)
Biological process (GO): regulation of transcription by RNA polymerase II
Cellular component (GO): PcG protein complex; transcription regulator complex
Molecular function (GO): RNA polymerase II cis-regulatory region sequence-specific DNA binding; DNA-binding transcription factor activity, RNA polymerase II-specific
Source: RefSeq, a predicted model, not a curated record